Messenger RNA from Lampris incognitus (smalleye Pacific opah), 6442 nucleotides. RefSeq names its product plastin-3-like. Gene Ontology annotation, molecular function: calcium ion binding; actin filament binding. Gene Ontology annotation, biological process: actin filament bundle assembly; actin filament network formation. Lineage: Eukaryota; Metazoa; Chordata; Actinopteri; Lampriformes; Lampridae. Gene Ontology annotation, cellular component: actin filament bundle; cytoplasm; actin filament. The record is from RefSeq and is a predicted model, not a curated record. The transcript is spliced from 16 exons. The coding region runs from base 457 to 2319 and encodes 620 amino acids.
AAGACGUCGUUUCUGUUUCUCUCUCUUGUCCUGCCGCCGCGUUAUCCACACGCGAGUUCCGCCGCACGAGACCGGCCUCCGUGCGCGAGGACAACCCCACCUUCCUCCGCACUGACCGUCUCAACGACGCGCGAGAGACCUGAGAAGAGGGGCGCGGGGAUUAGCCGGGUUACGCGACACCGAACAGAACACAAUGGUAUGAAAGGAGAGGGAGAAAGGAGAGGAGUGGAAAAAAAGGGAAGGUAAAAGUGUUGGGAGGCUCGGGUGGAGGAGAGGAGUGGCGCGGAGGGGCGGAGCAGCUCUCUACCGGGAAGCAGGGCGGCUGAACCGGACACAACGGGACAAGAGAGGCAAGGGAGACACCCGCGGCAGGAUCCAUUUCUCCGGAUGAAUUUCUGAUUUGCCAAAAACAAAAAAACAAAAAAAAAACCCCAAAACCAUUAUCCAGGUGUCAGUAUGUCGUCAAAGAUCAGUGCUGAGGAGAUGGAGGAGCUCAGGGAAGCCUUCCAGAAAGUUGAUAUGAAUGGUAAUGGGUUCAUCUGUGAUGCAGAACUCAAUAACCUCUUCAAAGAAGUAAACUUGGCCUUGCCCGGAUUCAAGAUCAGAGAAAUCAUCAAAAAACUGGACCGAAACAAAGACAACCAGAUCAGCUUUGAUGAGUUCACCGCUAUCUUCCUGGACUUGAAAAAUGACCAUGUGGCCCAGAGUUUUAGGAAAGCGAUUAACAAGAAGGAAGGCAUCCUGGCCAUUGGGGGCACCAGCGAGCUCUCCAGUGAGGGAACUCAGCACUCCUUCUCUGAGGAGGAGUGCUAUGCUUUCGCUAACUGGAUCAACUCUGCUCUGGAGAAGGAUCCAGACUGUAAACACGUCCUGCCGAUCGACCCCAACACCGGCGCUCUGUUUACCGCAGUGGGAGAUGGCAUUGUACUUUGUAAAAUGAUCAACCUCUCGGUGCCCGACACCAUUGAUGAGAGGACCAUCAACAAGAAGAAGCUGACUCCCUUCACCACGCAGGAAAAUCUAAACUUGGCUCUGAACUCGGCCUCGGCCAUCGGCUGCCAUGUUGUGAAUAUUGGCGCUCAGGAUCUGAAAGAGGGCAAGCCUCACCUGGUGCUGGGACUCCUGUGGCAGAUUAUCAAGAUCGGACUUUUUGCUGAUAUAGAGCUGAGUCGCAACGAAGCACUAGCAGCCUUGCUGCGUGAAGGGGAGAGUUUGGAGGAGCUGAUGAAGCUCAGUCCUGAGGAGCUGCUACUGCGCUGGGCCAACUUCCAUUUGACCAACGCAGGAAUGGCCCCUAUCAAUAACCUUAGCUCAGAUAUCAAGGACUCCAGGGCAUAUUUCCACCUUCUGCACCAGAUUGCCCCAGAUGGCAGCAAAGAGGAUGUUCCCCGGGUCAACAUUGACAUGAGUGGUCUAAAUGAGAGGGACGACUUACAGAGGGCAGAACGUAUGCUCCAACAAUCCGAUCGCCUGGGCUGUCGACAGUUUGUGACCUCUGCAGACGUUGUUAGCGGUAACCCGAAGCUCAACCUGGCCUUCGUGGCUAACCUGUUCAACAAAUACCCCGCUCUGACCAAACCAGAAAACCAAGAAUGGACGCUGGAAAGUGAGACCAGGGAGGAGAGGACGUUCCGUAACUGGAUGAAUUCUCUAGGAGUCAAUCCUUACGUCAACCAUAUCUAUGGUGAUCUGCUGGAUGCCCUGGUGAUCCUGCAGCUUUAUGAGAGGAUUAAGGUGUCAGUGGACUGGGAGCACAGGGUCAACAGGCCUCCAUACCCCAAGCUUGGAGCUAAUAUGAAAAAGUUGGAGAACUGUAACUAUGCGGUGGAGCUGGGUAAAUCAUCAGCUGGGUUUUCCCUGGUCGGGAUUGGCGGUCAGGACCUCAACGAUGGAAAUGCCACCUUAACCCUGGCGCUGGUCUGGCAGCUCAUGAGGAGAUACACUCUAAAUGUUCUGGAGGACCUUGGAGAUGGAGAGGUGGCAGGAGAUGAACUGAUAGUUAACUGGGUCAACAAGACUCUGGCCGAGGCUGGAAAGACGUCAUCCAUCAACAGCUUUAAGGACAAAGAGAUCAGCACCAGUCUUCCAGUUCUUGACCUCAUAGACGCCAUCCAGCCAGAGAGCGUCAACUUUGACCUGGUCAAAAGAGAGAGCCUCUCAGACGAAGACAAGCUAGACAAUGCCAAGUAUGCUGUUUCCAUGGCCAGGAAGAUUGGAGCCAGAGUCUAUGCGUUGCCUGAGGACCUGGUAGAGGUCAACCCCAAAAUGGUGAUGACUGUCUUCGCCUGCCUGAUGGGAAGAGGCAUGAAGAGGACAUAGAAAUCACGCAUUCUCUCUCUCUUGCUCUCUCUCUCUGCCUCUCAAGCAUACACAGACUGUCAUCGCCUGCCUGAUUUGAUGAGGACUGAAGAGAGCUUAGUGAACAAACGGUCUUGUGUCAUAUGUGAUUAUUAUGCAGCAGUGGCCGUGGUAGAAGCAUCCCUUUAGCCAUCUGCCCUGCAAUACGACUGCUGCCUGCGACCACUGCAGCCUCUUCUAAUCAGUUGUGAUAAAGUCAGAAUGAACGGAUAUAUUGUAAAACAAUACUUGUGCCUUGUUAUGGCUGAAAAGAAGGGAGAUUUUUUUUUUAAAUUUUCCAAACUGCUUCUCUGCAGUAAGUAAACUAGAAUGCAAGGCACAUUUAGUUGUAAAAUGUGUGCUAUUAUAAUGGUCACAUCUUAAAAUGUAAACUUUAUUUUGGCCUAAAAUAUCUGGAGUGUAAAGACUGUGAUGUGUGGGCAACAUCAGACGCGUGCAGCUCCCCAAUUUUCUCCAUAUUGCAUCCAGUGUUUUUUUCCUCACACUCGUGUUUCCUUGUAGUCAAUUAUCUCAUCGAGACUGAUUUUGUUUGAAUAACCAACACCCCCGCCCCCAAACAAGCUGUUUCAGGUUUUUAAUAGUUAAACAGUUUUUUACAGUAGUACUUCAUGAUUUAUGGAAAUUAUAGCCUCCAGUUAUUACUACGAUAGUUUAUUUCCCUCAAGGAAGAAAUUCUCCUCCACAGUGCAAUACAUAACACAGGUAAUGUAUUGCACUGUGGAGUACAAUACAUUACUUGCCCCGUCGCUCAGAGGCCCCUGCUGCCGAUCAACCCAGUGGCGGCUCCUUUCCAUCCUGGCCCCACAGUGGUGGAGUGAACGCCCCACUGAUCUCAGGACAGCGGAGUCGCUGCCCAUCUUUCGGCGCAGGUAGAAAAACUCACCUCUUCAAGAACUACUACCCUGUUACUUGCUCUUAGCACUUAUUGUAUUCACUUAUUAAAAAAAAAAACUCUUUCUUGCGCUUUUAAUUCAGCACUGGUUUUGCUCUUAGAUGCUUGUUUAGAGAGAAGAUGCACUUAUGACCUCUGAUGACUAGUAGAUCUCCUGAAGUCCUACGUUAAAGGCACUUAUUGUAAGUCGCUUUGGAUAAAAGCUUCGGCUAAAUGACUGUAAUGUAAUGCAAUGUAAUGUAAGACACAGAAUUAUACAAAACUACGUGUAGAAAACACAGGAGUUGGUAACACUUUAGUAUGGGGAAUGUAGUCACCAUUAAUUAGGUGCCUAUUAGCAUGCAAAUUAGCAACAUAUUGGCUCUUAAUUGGUCAUUAUUACGUACUCAUUAAUGCCUUAUUCUGCAUGGCCUUAUUGUACAACCAGUAAGCCAUUAACUAUGAGUUUUCCCUCUAUAACCUCAGAAUUAUUGCUUAUUAGUAGUACCAUCUCAAUAUGUUUUGCUUAGUAUGGACUUUAUAAGGUGGUAGUACCACAAGAAGAGUUAUUCUCCCUUACUAACACUUAAUGAAUAUGGUCUGUUCUUACAUAACAAAACACAAAACUACAAGUGUUCAUAGUGUUAAAUUACUGUAAAUUAAGUUUUUGUUACUUAGAAUAUGUUCCCCAUACUAAAGUGACAUCUUCAUCAUUACUAAUUCACUAGUCAUUAAGUUUUUGUUACUUAGACUAUGUUCCCCAUACUAAAGUGACAUCUUGAUCAUCACUAACUCACUAGUAAUUAAGUUUUUGUAUGUUCCCCAUACUAAAGUGACAUCUUGAUCAUUACUAAUUCCCUAGUAAUUAAGUUUUCUUAUGUUCCACAUACUAAAGUGUUACCCAGGAGUUACAGGGACCACCACAGAUGUUCCAUCUCUCUCCUGCUUUACUUUCUGAGCAGAUAUCUGUAGCUGGCUGUUUGUUCUUGUCUCAGGCUUGACCUCUUUACAUUAACCUGCUGAGCUGUGUCGUAACGUAUAUUCUCCAACGUGUCAGCCGGUAUAUCAGCACUUUGGCGGUUUCGGAUUUUCAAAGUUUAACAACUUUGUGGGAAGAAAAGAUACAGACCUGCCGCUCCCUGAACGCUCCUAACAUUGCAUAUAUUUGCAUUAAAACGAGUUUUAGAUCAAUUCUGAGAAAAAAAGAGUUACGAUAAGCUCUUAUCUAAAACGACCAUGAGCGGUGAAAGUGACUGCGCGUAAUUUGCACGUCAUCGCGCGACUAUUUACGACGCGUGUUGGUUACGUCACUUCCUUCGCGAGUUCGUCGCUCUGUCCUGGAAACACUCUAGCGUCUCCCAGUGGAGAGAAAUAGUCUAAACUUGAUUUUUGAUUAUUUCCAACGUGUCUGGUUACAGACACCGUUUCAGACGCACCAUGACUACCACCGAGGCGUGGCAGUAUUUACAGGCGUUGGACGGCAGCCAUUUUAAAUUGUUUAAAAAUAGUGUUAAAGUUGUUAAAAUGUCAAUUUUGGUGUCUGUCGUUUCUUAAGAAACAUACGAAUAUAUGUCAUGCGUUAUUACCUCUAUUGGGUGUUUAUCUUGACAGAAUAUAAAACCGGCGGCGGUCAAAAUGACCGCCCACGGUCGUUCUAAUAGUUUUUAAGUUCCGGUCGUUGUUUGGGAUUCUUUGAAUGGUUAUUUGCAGUUCUUCUUCUUCUUUUUUAAAAACAUUUCACGUUUUAUAGGCCUUGCUACAUUUGUUAGAUUAGCAAUAUGUGUUUUUCGUUUGGUUUUUCGGGUAAUAUUUUCACGUUUUCAAUUUUGUUAUUCAAGUUCGGCCAUGUCUUUCUGACGUUUAAAUAAUAAAAAAAUAGCAUUAUAGUUGUUAAAAUGUUCAAUUUGGUGUCCGUCGUUUCCUAACAGACAUACUAACAUAUGCAGUGCAUUAAGAUCUCAAUCGGGUGUUUAUCUUGACAGAAUAUAGAGUUUAAAAACUGGCGGUCAUUUUGACCGCCCAUGGUCGUUUUAGGUAGGAGUGAAAUCCCGGUCGUGAAACCAUAAUAAUCUGUACAUUACAUCCUUAGAUUUAUGGUCCAAGUGAUUCUCGUUGUUAUGACCAAAGCCAUGUGAGAUGAUCGGCAGUUUAACUAGUCUUAACCCUACAAGUAGACCAAAAGACAGCUUUUUGACCAAUCAGAGCUAAUGCAACGUUUUGUAAAAAAAAAAAAAAGUUAAAAAAGUUAUUUUGUGUCACUCGAUGCCAACAUAGCCCUAGGACGUGUUUAUAAUGGUAGUGCCCAAGAGAAAGAGAUUUUUUUCCCCUUAAUUCUUAAUUUCACCCGGAAGUCCUGAUUGUUGUAAGGCUGUCAUUGUUAGGAAAACAAAAUGAAAAUAAUAUUAGCUUAUUCCUUUAAAUGCAGUUUUGUUUUUCCUGCCUUAAGUGUCAGUGAUGGGCCUUGAACAAAUCUGUGACAGACUGACUCUUAGUUCCCUGCUUCCCUGCCCUGGGAGAUGCUGUCUGUUUCCACAGGUCACCUUCACACCAGAGCAGAAACUCUGCUUCGUUUUCACCGUGAUGAAUGGAUGUAAUUGUGGCUUGUCCCGCUAAAAUCAAAUACCCCCCCCUCCUGUUUGCUAGCUAACAGGAUAUAUAUGCACUGUAAAGAUCCUGCAAACCAGGUUUCCUGUCCCUGUAUGAGUUCAGCUUUACACAUAAAGUGUUUAUUGCAUCUCCGCAGUUUAUGAUAAUGUUGCUGUCACUGUUCCUGCAAGCAUUUACACGGUGGCAUCACUGUGUAAACACCCUAAAAUUAAAACUAUUUGCCUCUUUAACAAGAACGGCUUUUUUUUUUAAAAUCAACAAAUCAAUAAUCAAAAAUCAAUAAAAAACUCAUCACACCGUUUAAAAUGUCAGGGACUGCAAUUUUCAUCAUUCAUUGUAAACUGAACGCAAAGCACUUUGGGAAGAGCAGAUCCACGUGGUAUUUACUUGUUCCACUGCUCAUUCUUUCAUCCCAAAUUAAUGCUGCAGAAAUGUUUUUUGUUUUUUGUUUUGUUGUUCGAGGUAAGUGAGUCUUUGGUUGGUCACUGCUGUGGUUUACCAGCCAGUUGCUGAACUGGAGGUGAUGAUGUACGAGUCUCUGAACUGGACAAGCCUUAAUGUACAAAUGUAUCUCUGCUGAACACUAAUACACACGUUACGAGCGCA